AUGGCCGUCCUCGGCCUGUCGGCUGUCGCUUACACCGCGCCCCUCGAUGCCCCCCUCGAGGCCCGUGACGCCGGGGGCAUUCUUGCAGACUUGCAAGCCCAGGCUAUGGAGAACCUAAAGGCCGCCGAGGCCGACGGGACCAUCUCCAAGCGUGAGGGCUGCAACCUGUCCAACGCAUUCGUGCGUAAAGACUGGGCUGCUUUCUCCAUUAAGGAGCGCAAGGAAUACAUCAGCGCUGUGCAGUGCAUGUUGACCUCUCCCUCCAAGUCCGAUCCGUCUUUUGCCCCAGGCGCCCGCAACCGCUAUGAUGACUUCGUUGCCGUCCAUAUCAACCAGACCAGUUUCAUUCACGGCACCGGUAACUUUCUGACCUGGCACCGUUACUACACCUGGGCGUAUGAGAAUGCGCUGAAGACCGAGUGCGGGUACAAAGGAACCCAGCCUUACUGGAAUUGGUUUGCUGACACAGAUGACCCGCGCAAGUCUCCUGUCUACGAUGGCAGCGAGACCAGUUUGAGCGGCGAUGGUGCAUAUGUGCCUCAUAACGGAAGUGUUAGCCUUUCCCCCUUUGGCGAAAUAUUUAUGCCGUCCGGCCAUGGUGGUGGAUGUAUGCAUGCCGCAGGCCACUUCGUUGCCAAUGGCGAUGCAAGCGACCUCUACGCCUCCCCGACUGAUCCUACUUUCUUCCUCCAUCAUGCCAUGGUUGAUCAUCUUUACUGGCUUUGGCAGGCUCUCCACCUUCGGGACGCCUUCGAGAUCGCUGGUACCAUCACCAUCCUCAACUUGCCACCGAGUCGUAACGCCACCAAGGAGGACAUCAUUGAGAUGGGCGUUCUCACACAAAACCGCCCUAUCAAGGACUUUCUUGCUCAGACUGCCUUAGAUGAGACCAAGUCGCAAAUUGAAAGCGGUGAGGUUCAGAAACGUGGAAGUAUUUGCACAUGGCAUAAUGUUCGAGUCCGCCGGGAAUGGUUGGUUACCCUCUGUCGUAACCUAAUCCAAGGUUCCUUUCCGGGUCUGGGCGCGGGCUCGCUGAGUAGACAAGAGAAGCUCGAUUACAUCAAAGCAGCCAAAUGUCUUCAGUCCAAGCCGCCUCGUACCCCAUCUUCCGAGGCGUCAGGCGCGAAGACGAGGUUUGAUGAUUUUGUGGCAAACCACAUCAACCAAACUCUGACCAUCCACUACACCGGCAACUUCUUGUCUUGGCAUCGAUACUUCACCUGGCUAUACGAAGAAGCUCUCGGCAACGAGUGCGGCUAUAAGGGCACCCAGCCGUACUGGGACUGGGCCAAGACAGCCAUUACCGGUAUGGAAGAAUCGCCUAUCUUUGAUGGGAGUGAAACUUCCAUGUCCGGAAACGGUGAGCUCAUCCCUGGCGGUGAACCGAUUGUCCUUGGAGGUCAAAACGACCUUCCUCCAGUUGAGCUUCCUGUCGGCACCGGCGGAGGAUGCAUAACCUCAGGUCCCUUCAAGGAUAUGGUUGUCAACCUUGGUCCUGCUGCCCUCGAUCUGCCCGGUGGUAUUUCUGAGUCAAACCCCGAAGGACCCUUAUCUUACAAUCCUCGCUGUCUCAAGCGGGAUCUAACGACUGAUGUCAAUCGUGCCUAUGCAAACAUCACUGCGGUUCUGUCCAAUAUUCUCCAGCCCCAGAAUGUGUACGACUUUCAGAUGCAGAUGCAAGGUGUCCCAGGUAGUGGCAACAUUGAGCGGCUUCUGACUAGUUUCAUGCCAGGCAUCCACGGUGGCGGCCAUUAUGCUCUCGGAGGUGACCCCGGAAGAGACGUUUUUACUUCGCCAGGAGACCCGGUUUUCUAUCUUCAUCAUUCGAUGAUUGAUCGAGUGUGGUGGAUGUGGCAGAUGCUUUCGCCCCAUGAGAGACAAUACGGCGAGAUUGCCUUGAGCGGAACCCACACGUUUUUGAAUCAGCCGCCCAGUGCCAAUGCGACAAUGGACGAUUACUUGGAGUAUGGAUAUGUUGGCGGACAGCCCCUUAAGAUUCGGGACGCUAUGAGCACUGUUGCAGGCCCAUUCUGUUACGUGUAUCUUUGA
Messenger RNA from Colletotrichum spaethianum, 2049 nucleotides. RefSeq names its product tyrosinase-like protein orsC. NCBI's taxonomy places the organism in Eukaryota, Fungi, Ascomycota, Sordariomycetes, Glomerellales, Glomerellaceae. The record is from RefSeq and is a predicted model, not a curated record. Gene Ontology annotation, molecular function: oxidoreductase activity. The transcript has 9 exons. The coding region runs from base 1 to 2049 and encodes 682 amino acids.